AAGGGACAAAAAUAGAAAUUAAAAGAAGUAGAGCAGGCCAGUAAUACUUAACAAGACAUGUCUAGUCUCUUCUCUUUGUUUAGCUGCCAAUUUUUGCUUCAGCCUUCUCCAUAAAAUUGGGAUACUUUAUAUAGGACUUGGAAAGAGCUGGGAAACCCCGAAAACCUUCGAGCCUCCAACAUGAGCAGAAAGAGGAGGAGAAGCUGCAGGGGUCGGAAAAGCUCUGAUACUAGAGAAAAUGAACAUAUCCCAGCCAUUUGCCAAUGCCAACAAAACACUGGUGUUGAAAAUAGAACAGGUGAAGAAGAAGCAACUGAUCCUCACAUCCAUGAAGCCAUGAAUGUCAUACAGCCUGAUAAAAACAGAAACAAUCGUUCUUGCAUAGAAAAGAAUGGAAGAAAAUAUGAUGGAGAUGAUCUUGAAAACAAGGAACAGGAUAUUAUGUGUGACAGUGUGAAAGAAGGAGAACAAGAAAAGAAUUGCAGUUUGUUGGGGUUUUUGGCUCAGCAAGAGGAUGUCUUAGCAGUGGCAAACAUGGAUGAAUCAGGAACCACUUCAGCAGUAAAUAUCACACAGGAAUGCAGUUUUGACGAUGCCGAUUCUCUUCAGUCAGAUAAAGCAUUUAUUGUGGAAGUGAAAUGUGGUUCCUUUACCAUGAAACUGGAAAUGAAGAAAGAUUCAUUGUUUGAUACUGGGAUGGAUUGUGUGGCCAGAAGGUGGAAAAGCCCUAAGGAAAGAAGAUGUCACAGAGACCACUGCUGUAAACAGCCGAAGGAGUCUGGUCCCUCUGCUGGGCAUUCUGGAAAAUAUAGGACACCUAAAUACACACUCCAAAUAGCCAAUAACCAAAAUGCUUCAAUGAAAGUAAGCAUCAUAGAAAAGGAAACUGAGGUAAAAUAUGUCAGUGGGAAGCAGAAAUUAAUGGUUAGCAUCGAGCCUUGCAAUAAGCCAAAAAAACGUGAUCAGGUGAGACCUUCGAAGUAUGGAAAUACAUUUGCCAGCGAUGCAGAUUAUUCUGGAACAGAGGAAUGUUGCCACUCAGACUCUGAGUCAGACUUUAGCCUUCCAGAGGAAGAAGACAGAUUCACGCAGUACACUUGUUCAGAGUGGGGCACUGUUAUCCCUCCUCCAGCUGAGUUUGCUGACUCUGAGGAAGCCUUCUUAGACUGCAACACUGAGGUUGUUUCCUUAAGGCCAGCUGGUGAUAUGGAAACAUUCCAAGUUGCCUUAAAUUGUGGUGAUGGAGGUGAUUUCUUUCAAGAGAAAGACAAUAAAAAGAUGGAGUGUUCCAAUGAAAAAGAUUUCUACGAGGACAUCAUUUUUUCAGAAUUCAGCUAUACUGGGACAUCUCCUCAGGAAGAUUACAGUUCCAGAGAAAUCCAUUUCGGAAGUAAACCUAAUGAUGAAAUGAGUGAUGUGCAGCAGGGAAGCAACAACAGUCUAAUGGAAACAAAGAAUAUUACACCGGUUUCACAUAUAGAAUCGAACAAUGUAAGGAGAUACUCUUUUCCAGCCACCUCUAUUGAUAUACUGUCAUCAUUUCACCCUAGACGGGACUCAGGUUUUUAUUCAAUGCCAUCUUUAUCCUUAAAAGUGCUGCCCAAGCCAAGCAAAGUGACAAAUAUUUACAAUAAUAGCACACUUACACCUAUCAGCUGCACAGAACUCUCUUCCAGUUUGACAUCAUUGCUUGGUAAUCUCAGAGAUCUGAAAUCUUCAUGCUGUUAUGCCUUCACCUCAUAUGACCAUGACAUGACUCUGUACCAUGCUGAGCUUGAAGGAAAAUUAAGCAAUGCCUUUUUCAUAGAUCAUUGUUUCCAGUACAUGGAAGACUGUAGAGAAACAGAGGAGAUGGCAGCAGAGAAUUUUCAUUCCGUUGUUAAUUCCAGGGGAGGACAAACAGAGGAACACAGACCCACUAAGUUUCUGAGAAGGUCAGAUGUUCAUGAGGAGUAUCCUGACUUAGCAAAAAGUGAGCUUGAUUGUGAGGCUGUAAGGAGUGAUCACCAUGAAGUUCAAGUGGAUGAGGAAUUUAAAAACAAAGGAUCAUUUAGCCAGGCUUCCUCACUUUUUAGAAGUCCAACAAGUAAUUAUAAUGACCAGAAUAAUAUUUCUCCUCAGGAUGAGACAGAAGGCAUCCAAGAUGAACAUAUAGAAUUACAGCCUACUGGAAAUCUUCACCUAAGUCUUGCAGAAUCCGAAGAAACAAAAAAGAAAAGGAGAGGAUCAGUGAUGACUGUAAUAACUGGUGAAUUAGAACGCCGACUUAUCAUUCGAGGUGACAAUAAGUCCAUGGCAGAUUCUUUUAGCUUGGCAAUAAAAAAGGAGCCCAUUCUACCCUGCAGCAUAAGGGAAAUGUUUAUGUCACCUCUUUUGGAUGUUGAGGAACCAGAUCUAGAUAACGAAUUCCAGAGUUUGCCUGAAGUUCAGGAAAUGCCUGAUGUUAUCCAUGAAGAUUCAACGUAUCAAGAGCAUUCUUUCCAAGCUGAUGGAGUUUCAUGCCCUCUAGACGAUGAGCAUCUUUCUGCUGGUACUUCAUUCACAAAAGUAUCAGAUAUGCUUUCCAGUGACCAAGAUAUAUGUUCAUCUGAUAGUUAUGGAACACAUUUAGCAGCAGAACAAACACAGGAGUUAGCCAAGCCCAGCUAUGAAAAUCCUGAAGUACUGAGUGAAAUAAAUAUGGGCCCAAAUCCAGACACAACAUCUCCAAAACAUCAGACAGAUAAUACAGCAACCACAUUAGAAGAUGUACGUGUAAUACUGUCCAAUGAGCAAGAAUCGAAAGAUGUGAAACUUGGUGACCACCCACAGGAAGAAGCCAUAGAUCGUUGGGCCAUCCGGAGGAAACAGUUCAAAAACAGCAAGAGGUGUAGUUCAGCUGGUGGGAGUUCCAUAAACAGCACUCUCACUGAAGGAUCCAUCAAUUCAGAAGAUGGCCGCUCUUUUGAUCUAGGCCUACAUGGUGACAAUGAAGAGAGAAAUUUCUACACAGAGAUCUUCCACUCGACUUCUUGGGUCUUUAGAGGGGAUGAUGCCAGCCCAAACAAUAGCCCCAGAUGUCUUAGCAAAAGGCCUAGGCCAGUAGCUGUCCGUGAACGAACUGUACGAAUUGCGAAAGGAACCGGAGACUACCCCUGGGGAUUCCGAAUCCAGUUCUCAAAGCCAAUCCUUGUGACGGAAGUGGACACCAAUAGCGCAGCUGAAGAAGCAGGCCUUCAGAUUGGAGACAUUGUGAUGGCUGUCAAUGGCACAGAUGUCACCAGCAUGCCACAUUCAGAGGCUGCAAAUCUGGCAAGAAAAGGACCAGAUAUCUUGACCUUGCUGGUUGGCUCUGAUAUCAGUCGUUGCCCCAACACGCCCCGUCCCACAUGUCGAGGAUAUCUGCACAAACGGACCCAGUCAGGUAUCCUGAGAGGGUGGAGGAAGCGAUGGUUUGUGUUAAAACAUGAUGGCUGCCUCUACUACUACAAACACAAAAAGGAUGAAGGAAAGUGCAGACCACUUGAAGUAACAAAAUUAGAAGGUGCUGAAAUUGGUGUGGACAGUAGCCUGGGCAAAACUUUUGUGUUCAAGUGCAUUCCUCAGACUGGAAACAGGACUUUCUAUUUCUGUGCCACGUCAAACCAAGAGAUGAAAAGGUGGUUGGAGGCCAUGGAGAAAGCUGUGCACCCUGUUCAUCAGAACCAUGUAUGGGUAGAUGUGACUCUACACAACACAAGCCUUCCACCACUUGCAAUAAAAAAUCCAGAGUGCCUGGGACUUCUUCACGAACUGGACAAAAAUAAGGACACGUGGAACCAACACUAUUGCAUUUUGAAAGAUGGCUGUUUAUAUUUUUAUGCCAGCAUACGCUCUACACAUGCUCUUGGUGGAAUUUACUUGCAGGGAUACACUGUAAGUGAACAGGCUCUUGGUUCCAGGAGGUCCGUGAUUGAAGCAAAACCACCUUCUGAGGAAUUCAAAACCUUUUACCUAUGUGCAGAAAGUGUAAAUGAAAACAAACGAUGGAUUACUGCACUGAGAGCCUCUAUUAGCAAGUGGUUGCCAUUAAACAAGGCCAUUCAAGACUUCAUGAAUCGACCACUGGAAGAGACUAGGAUGUGAAGAGCAAUCCAGUCCUCUACACUAUAGUUCAGAACAGGGAUGCCAUUACAGACAAAUGUUCCCAUGAAAUGCAAACCCAGAAACGUUUGAUCAUAGCAUAUCUCUCAUGAACUGCAAUCCACAUAAUUUUGUAAACAUUAAUUAGUAAAUAAACAAAAAGCU
Messenger RNA from Pogona vitticeps (central bearded dragon), 4266 nucleotides. RefSeq lists its product as uncharacterized. Gene Ontology annotation, molecular function: protein binding. The record is from RefSeq and is a predicted model, not a curated record. NCBI's taxonomy places the organism in Eukaryota, Metazoa, Chordata, Lepidosauria, Squamata, Agamidae.